Messenger RNA from Paraphaeosphaeria sporulosa, 1614 nucleotides. RefSeq names its product S-adenosyl-L-methionine-dependent methyltransferase. NCBI's taxonomy places the organism in Eukaryota, Fungi, Ascomycota, Dothideomycetes, Pleosporales, Didymosphaeriaceae. Gene Ontology annotation, molecular function: methyltransferase activity. Gene Ontology annotation, cellular component: nucleus. The record is from RefSeq and is a predicted model, not a curated record. The transcript has 2 exons. Bases 1 to 1614 code for a protein of 537 amino acids.
AUGAUGGAUGACGUCGAUCGCCACUUAAAGGCGGCGACGAUCGCGGCUCUAAACGUCCCAUUUGAACACCAUAUGGAAUCUUUCAGCAAGGCGAGAACGGUUGGCGGCGAAAGAGUGCGACCGAAUGACAGCGUGGAACUGAGAGAUGGCAGUUUUCUGCGUAUUAUGUUCAUCACCAAAGACGACGACGGGGCAAAGGUUCUGCACGGGUAUCGCUUGCUACGAAAUGAUGAAGUUGACAAGAGAUUCUCGGAGGAACGAGGUCAUUACCUGAUGUCUCUUCUACCUUGCGACGACCGAAACGAGCUGUGCGUUAUUGUGAGGACGACCACAGAUACGGAUGCUAUUGAUAGCUUCCUAGUCAGCGAACCUCUGAGAAACGUUGCCUGCAAACGCCACAUCGUUAUCACUAAUACUCUAUGGUAUCAUGGCAAGACUAACCACUCCCCACAAGACCACGAACACGACGCAAUUUUAUUCUGUCGCUACAAAUAUAUUGAGAAGGCUGACCUGAAAAGGCGCAAGAUCUCCGAGUUCAAGUUGCGUCGGGUGUCUAGGGCCGAGAGUGACGUUGACAACGGGAUAGCUCCAUUCUGGCUGCUGCAUGAGCAUCGCUUGGGUCAAGACCGCUUGAGGCGCUCGAAUGAACAAUACUCAUACGCCGAUGUAUGUGCCGGUGCUGGGGGUACCAGUCGAGCGGCCAUACUUGCGGGUCUGACGCCACAAUUUCUACUGGACAUCGAUACAAACGCCUGCACAACCCUGAGACUCAAUUUCGGAUCUGAAGUCGUUUUGCAAAUGGAUGUGCGUGAAUUCUCACAGCUCAAGGAGAGCGGCAACGUCGUCGACGUAGUGCAUUUCUCAUUUGUAUGCAAAGGACAUUCUGCGGCCAAUCGCCACACAAACCCAGAAAGAGAUGCUGCACACAUCGCACUCGGGUACAUUCUCUCAGACAUCCUCAAGAUGUGUAGGCCUAGAAUCGUCACAAUGGAACAAGUGCCAGGAGUGGAGAACCGCUCAGAUGACGGUCAGCACCUCCGAGCCUACAUCCAAGCGUUAACAGAGAACGGUUACGAUUGCAGUUGGCGAAUUGUCAAUUUCCAAGAACAUGGCCUUGCCCAGGCAAGAAAACGCAUAAUCAUACUAGCUGCCUGUCCCGGACAAAGAAUACCCUCGUGGCCUCGCCCAACCAAUGGCAUCGGUCCGCAAUUGCUCAAGCCUGUCACAAUCAAGGACGCUCUUCUUCUUGUUCCGAAUAUCGAGGAUCUUCCGGGUCAUAUGCUGCAGCAUACACGGAAACCUCACGCCGAACAUACCGAUGCACGAAAGCCACUCCCGAGCUGCAUCACUACUAGUGGCGGAAAGUCUGACGUCCACCCUUACGAGAAACGCAGCUUCAACAUGGCAGAACUGGCGGCCCUUAAUGGGUUCCCUGCCUGGCAUCGUUUCCCAGACAACCUAGGCGUCACAGGAUUGCGUGAACUUAUCGGCAACGCUGUGCCUGCGCUUUCUUUCAAGGCUUUCUUUGACAAGGUUUUUGAAGCUCUAAAGGAGACCGAUGAGGACAAUUAUGAGUAUGAGCAUACAGAGGAUCGAGAUUACGUGGUGGACUAG